AUGGCAGAAGCAGUUGUGGAUCAACUCAAAAACACGUUGAAGUCGGGAGCUGAUAAAGCCUCGGAUAUUAAAGACCAUCCAGGCAAUGUAAUUGUGGUGUCGAAUCGACUUCCAGUGACCAUCAAAAAAAACCAUGCCACUAACGAAUAUGAAUACUCAAUGUCAUCUGGAGGCCUUGUAACAGCUCUUCAGGGGCUAAAAAAGGCAACCACUUUUCAAUGGUAUGGGUGGCCUGGUCUGGAGAUUCCAGAUGAGGAGAAAGAUGUGGUAAGAAAGGACCUUUUGGAAAAGUUUAACGCAAUUCCUAUCUUUCUAUCGGAUGAAGUCGCCGAAUUGCAUUACAAUGGCUUUAGUAACUCUAUUCUGUGGCCGCUUUUCCACUACCAUCCCGGUGAAAUUAACUUUGAUGAGAAUGCGUGGCUGGCUUACAAUGAGGCCAAUUUGGCAUUUGCUCGGGAGAUUCAGAAGAACGUAUCUGACAAUGACAUUGUUUGGGUCCACGAUUACCAUCUGAUGCUUCUUCCUGAAAUGCUUCGGUCUGCGAUGAAGGAAAGACAUUUGAAGAACGUGAAGCUCGGCUGGUUCUUGCAUACCCCUUUCCCAUCUUCAGAAAUCUACAGAAUUUUACCUGUCAGAAGAGAAAUUUUGAGAGGUGUGUUGAGCUGUGACCUGGUCGGUUUUCAUACUUACGAUUAUGCUCGGCAUUUUCUCAGCUCUGUUCAAAGAGUGUUAAAUGUCAACACCUUGCCGAAUGGUGUGGAAUUUGAGGGUAAAUUCGUCAAUGUGGGAGCAUUCCCUAUCGGUAUUGACGUGGAUACCUUCACGGACGGUCUUAAAGAAGAAAGUGUGAUAGACAGAAUCAACAAGCUCAAACAAACGUUCAAAGACGUGAAAAUCAUUGUUGGUGUAGACAGAUUAGACUACAUUAAAGGUGUCCCUCAAAAAUUGCACGCGAUGGAAGUAUUUCUGGACGAGCACCCGGAGUGGAUCGGAAAAGUUGUAUUGGUCCAAGUUGCAGUGCCUAGUCGAGGCGAUGUAGAGGAGUAUCAGUACUUGAGAUCUGUGGUAAAUGAGUUAGUUGGCAGAAUCAACGGUCAAUUUGGUACCGUGGAAUUUGUGCCCAUCCAUUUCAUGCACAAGAGCAUUCCAUUUGAAGAAUUAAUUUCACUGUACGCAGUAAGUGAUGUAUGUCUAGUCUCGUCCACUCGUGAUGGUAUGAACCUGGUGUGCUACGAAUACAUUGCCUGCCAAGAGGAGAAGAAGGGUUCGUUGAUUCUAAGUGAGUUUACUGGUGCCGCUCAAUCGCUGAAUGGUGCAUUCAUCGUGAACCCUUGGAACACUGAUGAGCUUGCGGAGUCCAUUCACGAAUCGCUGACGCUCCCAGAGGAGAAAAAAGAUGCCAAUUGGGAAAAACUCUAUAAAUACAUCUCCAAGUACACCUCUGCGUUUUGGGGCGAGAAUUUUGUCCAUGAACUGUACAGAAUUGUCCCCAGUGACAAUGAUUCCACAGAUGUACACCAAUAA
Messenger RNA from Lachancea nothofagi CBS 11611, 1524 nucleotides. The record is from the annotation of a GenBank genome assembly. NCBI's taxonomy places the organism in Eukaryota, Fungi, Ascomycota, Saccharomycetes, Saccharomycetales, Saccharomycetaceae.